AUGUCGCGCUUAUCGCUUCUCGGCUUGACGGCAGCCGUCGUGCUACUGUCGUCGUUCUACACGGAUAGGAUACAUGUGGAUGCUGCCGCUGCAUGCAAAGGAUGCGCUCCACCAUGCGUAUGCCCAGGAACCAAAGGAGAACGUGGUAAUCCAGGAUUCGGCGGUGAACCAGGUCAUCCAGGAGCACCAGGACAAGAUGGACCAGAAGGGGCUCCAGGAGCCUCUGGAAUGUUUGGAGCCGAAGGAGACUUUGGAGACGUCGGAGCAAAGGGAGCUCGUGGAGACCGUGGUCUUCCCGGAUCACCAGGACACCCAGGACUUCAAGGACUCGAUGGAUUACCCGGUAUGAAAGGAGAGGAAGGAAUCCCAGGAUGCAACGGAACUGAUGGUUUCCCCGGAAUCCCUGGACUUGCUGGACCACCAGGACAACCAGGACCAAAUGGAAAUCAAGGACGACCUGGAAUUCCAGGACCACCUGGAGAGGGUGGAGUCAAUUCGCAAGGACGUAAAGGAGUGAAAGGAGAAUCUGGAAGACCAGGAGUUCCUGGACUUCCUGGUAACUCCGGAUAUCCAGGAUUGAAAGGAGCCAAGGGAGAUCCAGGACCGUACGGUCUGCCAGGAUUCCCAGGAGUGGGUGGAUUGAAAGGAAGAAUGGGAAUGAGAACUUCUGGAGUCAAGGGAGAAAAGGGAUUGCCAGGACCGCCAGGACCACCAGGACCACCAGGAUCCUAUCCAUGGGCCUCCAAACCAAUUGAGAUGGAGGUUUUGCAAGGGCCAGUUGGACCAGGAGGAGUGAAAGGAGAAAAGGGACGUGACGGACCAGUCGGACCACCAGGAAUGCUUGGACUUGACGGUCCACCAGGAUAUCCAGGACUCAAGGGACAAAAGGGAGAUCCAGGAGAUGCCGGACAACGCGGAAAGCGUGGAAAGGAUGGAGUCUCUGGAAGCUACGGAGAGAAGGGAACUCAAGGAGAGCAAGGAGUUCCAGGAACACCAGGAUAUCCAGGAACUAAGGGAGAAGCUGGAGAGCCAGGAUACCCAGGACGGCCAGGUUUCGAAGGAGAUUGUGGACCGGAAGGACAACUUGGAGAGGGAACUGGAGAAGCCGGACCACGUGGAGCUCAAGGAUUCGAUGGAGUUCAAGGAGCCAAGGGACUUCCAGGACACAAUGGAUUGCCAGGACCAGUCGGACCAAGAGGACCGGUUGGAGCUCCAGGAGCACCAGGAAUGCCAGGAAUCGAUGGAAUGCCGGGAUACACCGAGAAAGGAGAUAGAGGAGAGGAUGGAUAUCCAGGAUUCGCUGGAGAGCCAGGUCUUCCAGGAGAGUCUGGAGACUGUGGUUACCCAGGAGAGGAUGGACUUCCAGGGUAUGAUAUUCAAGGACCACCAGGACUUGAUGGCCAAUCUGGAAGAGACGGAUUCCCAGGAAUUCCAGGAGAUAUCGGAGACCCAGGAUACUCGGGAGAGAAGGGAUUCCCAGGAACUGGAGUUAAUAAAGUCGGACCAGCAGGAAUGACUGGAUUGCCAGGAGAGCCAGGAAUGCCAGGACGCAUUGGAAUGGACGGAUAUCCAGGACCACCAGGAAACAACGGAGAGCGAGGAGAAGACUGUGGAUACUGUCCAGAUGGACUUCCAGGAAAUCCAGGAGACGUUGGAUAUCCAGGAAUGAAUGGAUAUCCAGGACCACCAGGACCAAACGGAGAUCACGGAGACUGUGGAAUGCCAGGACUUCCAGGAAAGCCAGGAGCUCCAGGGGCUGACGGAAUCAAUGGAUCCCCAGGACUUCCAGGAAUUCCAGGAUAUCCAGGAAUGAAGGGAGAAGACGGAGAGAUCAUCGGACCAAUGGAAAACCCAGCUGGAAUUCCAGGUCUCAAGGGAGAUCGUGGUCUUCCAGGACUUCCAGGACGUCAAGGAAAUGACGGGCUCCCAGGACUUCCAGGAUCACCAGGACAAGAUGGAUUCCCAGGACUCAGAGGAGAACCAGGACUCUCUGGUAUUGAUGGAAAGAGAGGACGUCAAGGAUCGCUCGGAAUCCCAGGACUUCAAGGACCACAAGGAGACUCUUAUCCAGGACAACCAGGAACCCCAGGAUUCAAGGGAGAAGCUGGAGCCAACGGACUUCCAGGACUUCCAGGGGCCCAGGGACCACGUGGUAUUCCAGCUCCACUGAGAAUCGUCAAUCAAGUCGCCGGACAGCCAGGAGUCGAUGGUAUGCCAGGACUUCCAGGAGACAGAGGAGCUGAUGGACUUCCAGGACUUCCAGGACCAGUCGGGCCAGACGGAUACCCAGGAACUCCAGGAGAGCGUGGAAUGGACGGACUUCCAGGAUUCCCAGGACUUCAUGGAGAGCCAGGAAUGCGUGGACAACAAGGAGAAGUUGGAUUUAAUGGAGUCGAUGGAGACUGCGGAGAGCCAGGACUCGACGGAUAUCCAGGACAACCGGGAGCACCAGGAGCACCAGGAGAGACUGGAUACGGAUUCCCAGGACAAGUCGGAUACCCAGGACCAAAUGGAGAGCCAGGAGCAGCUGGGCUUCCAGGACCAGACGGUUAUCCAGGACGUGACGGACUUCCAGGAACUCCAGGAUAUCCAGGAGAGGUUGGAAUGAACGGACAAGAUGGUGCACCAGGAAUGCCAGGAGCUCGCGGAGAGUCUGGACUUGUUGGAAUCGACGGAAAGAAGGGACGUGAUGGACAACCAGGACCACGUGGACAAGACGGAGUUCCAGGAUACAGAGGAGAAGCUGGAGCACCAGGACAAAAUGGAAUGGAUGGAUAUCCAGGAGCACCGGGAGAUAACGGAUACCCAGGAGCACCAGGACAAGACGGAUACCCAGGACCGAAUGGAAUUCCAGGAGAAGACGGACUGGUUGGAUUCCCAGGACUUCGUGGAGAACACGGAGACAAUGGACUCCCAGGAAUUGAGGGAGAAUGUGGAGAGGAAGGAGCGAGAGGAACUGAUGGACUUCCAGGAUAUCCAGGAGAACAAGGACAAGAUGGACAUCCAGGACUUCCAGGAGCUGAUGGUCUUCCAGGAUUGAGUGGAGAGCCAGGAGACUCUGGAAUGCCAGGAUACAGAGGACAACCAGGAGAGCCAGGAAACCUUGCCUAUCCAGGAGCACCAGGAGAUCUUGGAUACCCAGGACCAGAUGGACCACCAGGACUUGCUGGACCAGACGGGCUUCCAGGAUUGAACGGAGAACGUGGAGAGGUUGGAGACAGCUAUCCAGGAAACCCAGGACUUAGCGGACAACCAGGAGAUGCUGGAUACGAUGGACUCGAUGGAGUUCCAGGACCACCAGGAUAUCCAGGAAUCACUGGAAUGCCAGGACUCAAGGGAGAAUCCGGACUUCCAGGACUUCCAGGACGUCAAGGACAAGAUGGACUUCCAGGAGCACCUGGAUUGGAAGGAGAGUGUGGAGAACAAGGAUUCCCAGGAGCACCAGGACAGCCAGGUUAUCCAGGACAGCAGGGACGUGAAGGAGAGAAGGGAUACCCAGGAAUGCCAGGAGAGAACGGGCUUUCAGGACUCCGCGGACAAGACGGACUUCCAGGAUUGAAGGGAGAAAAUGGUUUGGAUGGUCAACCAGGUUAUCCAGGAGCUCCAGGACAAUUGGGAACUCCAGGAGACGUUGGAUAUCCAGGAGCACCUGGAGAAAAUGGAGACAACGGACUUCAAGGACGUGACGGACAACCAGGUCUCCGCGGAGAGCCAGGACAACCAGGAAUGCCAGGACUUCAAGGAAGAGAUGGACAAACAGGACCAAUCGGACCACCAGGAGAUGAUGGAUAUCCAGGAGCACCGGGACAAGACACAUAUGGACAGCCAGGACAGGCUGGACAGGAUGGAUAUCCAGGACUUGAUGGUCUUCCAGGAUCCCCAGGACUUAAUGGAGAGCCAGGAACACCAGGACAAUACGGAAUGCCAGGACUCCCAGGAAUGCCAGGAGAGCCAGGACAAACCGGAUAUCCAGGAGAGCGUGGAUUGGUUGGAAUCGACGGAAAGCGUGGACACGAUGGACUUCCAGGAGCACCAGGACUCGAUGGAGUUAUUGGAGUACCAGGAGUUGAAGGAGAUUGUGGAGAGGAUGGUCUUCCAGGACUUCCAGGGGCACCAGGAAGCAACGGAUAUCCAGGAGAACGUGGACUUCCAGGAGUUCCAGGACAACAGGGACGCUCGGGAGACAACGGAUAUCCAGGACAGCCAGGACAGCCAGGACUCAAGGGACCACGUGGAGAUGAUGGAUAUCCAGGACGUGACGGACUCGACGGAAUGCCAGGAAGAGGAGGACCUCAAGGACUUCCAGGACCAUUGGCUAUGGAGAUCAGAAAUCCACCAGGUCUUUCAGGAGACAACGGAUAUCCAGGAGAAAAGGGAUACCCAGGACUUCCAGGGGAUAACGGACUUCCGGGACCACCAGGAAAGGCCGGAUACCCAGGAGCAUCUGGACAAGACGGAUAUCCAGGACCACCAGGUCUUCCAGGAACACCUGGAGGUCUCGGAGAUCAAGGAUUCCAAGGAGAGCGUGGACGUGGUGGUCAUCCAGGACUUCCAGGAACCCCAGGAUACCCCGGAUCUCCAGGAGGAUGGGCUCCAUCUCGUGGAUUCACUUUCGCCAAGCACUCUCAAACAACAGCAGUUCCACAAUGUCCACCGGGUACAUCGCAACUCUGGGAGGGAUAUUCUCUUCUCUACGUACAAGGAAACGGACGUGCCAGUGGACAAGACCUCGGACAACCCGGAUCAUGUCUUUCUAAAUUCAACACUAUGCCAUUCAUGUUCUGUAACAUGAACAGUGUUUGCCACGUGUCGAGUCGUAACGACUACUCCUUCUGGCUGUCAACGGACGAACCAAUGACUCCAAUGAUGAAUCCAGUGACCGGAACCGCCAUUCGUCCAUACAUUUCCCGUUGUGCUGUCUGCGAAGUACCAACUCAAAUCAUCGCAGUUCACUCUCAAGACACAUCAGUUCCACAGUGUCCACAGGGAUGGUCGGGUAUGUGGACCGGAUAUUCCUUCGUCAUGCACACUGCCGCUGGAGCCGAGGGAACUGGACAGAGUCUCCAAUCUCCAGGAUCCUGUCUUGAGGAGUUCCGUGCUGUUCCAUUCAUUGAGUGUCACGGAAGAGGAACAUGCAAUUACUAUGCCACCAACCACGGAUUCUGGUUGUCGAUUGUUGAUCAGGACAAGCAAUUCCGCAAACCAAUGUCACAAACACUCAAGGCCGGAGGACUCAAAGAUCGUGUGUCCAGAUGCCAAGUGUGUCUCAAGAACCGAUAA
Messenger RNA from Caenorhabditis briggsae, 5280 nucleotides. It is a transcript of the gene Cbr-emb-9, whose product is annotated as Protein CBR-EMB-9. Gene Ontology annotation, cellular component: collagen trimer; basement membrane. The record is from RefSeq and is a predicted model, not a curated record. The transcript is spliced from 12 exons. Bases 1 to 5280 code for a protein of 1759 amino acids. Gene Ontology annotation, molecular function: extracellular matrix structural constituent. Lineage: Eukaryota; Metazoa; Nematoda; Chromadorea; Rhabditida; Rhabditidae.